Molecule: messenger RNA, 4659 nt
Organism: Batrachochytrium dendrobatidis JAM81
Lineage: Eukaryota; Fungi; Chytridiomycota; Chytridiomycetes; Rhizophydiales
Exons: 4
Coding region: 1-4659 (1552 amino acids)
Biological process (GO): DNA repair
Molecular function (GO): protein binding; protein serine/threonine kinase activity
Source: RefSeq, a predicted model, not a curated record
AUGGUAAACAAGUCUUUGAAGCUAGGAUUCCCUGAGAAUUUGCUUGAUAAUUUUGGAUAUUUAUGCGCAACGCUCUCGAAAUUAGGCGAAGAGUACCAGCAACGAGGAUUGGCGAUUGAUGCAGCAUAUAAAAACUAUUCCGAUACCCACAAUCAUUGUCACUGGGCAGCAAAAGCGUGUGCAUCUCUUCUCAAACUAUUACUUGAAUUAUUUGGCGCGGACAACACUGAUUCUAUCCAACUCGCUAUUUUAAACGUGGAUAUGAAAAAUUCAUUGUUUUCAGAUCAGCUGGAGAAAUAUUUAGCAGAUAAUAUAUCUACCUGUGUGGUCAAAAAGGCUUUGUUAAACAGCAAAGUACAAUCACCAGCACCUUUACAAUAUUUUCAACGGAUACUCGAUACCCCCUCGACGCAUGUAUCUGAUUGGCUUUCAGAUUUAGAGAUUUCUCAUCUCUUUAAUGUGCUACAGGAUCUGGCUAGCUCAAUCUUCACUACUCAAGCUAUUCGAACUGAAGCUUUAAAAUCUGUUGCAAAGCUAUCGCUAUUUACCACACAUACUCAAUUUGUUCAAUCGACUCUGCUGUCUAGCAUAGAUACGUCUUUGUCCACUAUGAGCAAAGACAUAUUUUUUGAUGAAUUCUUUCUUAAAGGCUAUAUCGUUGUACUACAGUUUUUAGCUCAUUCACUUCUUGAUACUGAUCUGGACGUCAUAUCUGUGACUAUCAAAACUCUUUCUACCAUUGCUACAAAAGAAUUGAUAGAAACUGCCAUCCCGUACCUGUCAGCACGAGACGUGGCAUUUAUUAGGCUGUUUACGGGACGGAGUCAAUCAGGACGGGAAUUGCCUAUAUCAUCCACGACAGCUUCUUGCUUAUGUCUAGAUACCAUGUUUAUGAAUAGUGAAACACCUAUGAUUUGGUCCCAAAACAUUGCAACCGCGUUGCUGGCUACCUAUACAUACACGCUGACAUACUCUGGUUUAAGCAAAAUGUUUGAAAUCCGACCAGAACUUGCAGAUAUGAUACUGCCAUAUCUGUUCUAUACCCCACUUGCAGAUGAACUGGACACAUCCGAUUCUGUUCGUAAAGAACUAUCCUGCAUUUUGAAUGCAUUUUUUGAAAAGGCUACCAAGAAAGAUGCAUAUGCUAUAUCUAAGCUAAUCAAUGUAGUGCAUUUUAUGUAUAAAUGUCCAGCACCACAUUCAAUCAUUAGGUACGAGUGGUUUGAUUUAGACUAUUCCGCCGUAUCUAGAGCUGCAGCUUUAGUAAACCCACUUGAAGCACUAUUUUUUAUUGAAACUCAACAUGUCAAAUCACAUGAUCCCGAUAAUACUCCAACUUCAUCGACAUGGAACACGCUGCGGGAGUGCUACGCAUCAUUAAACGAGUUGGAUAGUUUUGAAGGCGUGAUAUCUCAUUAUCGCCAUGACACAGACAGUAUUCUUAUACAAAAGUAUGAGCAUGGACACCAGUGGGGGAAGAUAAUGUCGCUGAUGGAUACACGACUACAACUUUUCAAAGUAAAUGGUGAGUCAAAGGAUCAAGCGUCUGCUUAUAAUGAUGAGCUGAAACUAUGUAAAGCACUGAGUCAGUCUGGACAAUAUCAUAUUCUGGAAAAGUUGUUGGAAUCUAUUUUUCAAUCGAUGGGAUCUGAAAAAGGUCAAGAUGCUGCUUUGCCAGAUUCGACACAAUCUUCAUUUAAUCUAGCAAUCUCAGAGUUGAGGCAUGAGUGUUUUUGGCGCAUAGGCAGAUGGAAUAUGUUGACGACUGAUAGUGGAUCAAAAAAGCCAGAAAAAUCAAUCUACGCUUCAUUAAAAGCACUCUACACUCUUCCGUUUUCAACUGCUACAUAUACCACAUUGCUAAAAUCAUUAACUGACUUGACUGGACACAAGCGUGCAUUUCCAGAUCUAUUAUGCAUUGUCGAAGCCAUUGAAGUAUAUGAGCUACUUAUAGAUAGCGAUAAAAGCUUUACCGCCAUGCUAGAUUUAUGGAACUCUCGUCUUAAACAAGUUUCUGAGCAUGAGUCGUUUUUGGAAAUUGAACGACUCAUGACGUUUAGAAUUCAACUACUUUUUUCUUUUCGGCAGGCUUGUAUUAAUGCAAACAAGGAUAUUCAAGUGAUUGAUCAAUUCAGCGCUACAUAUCUGGUAGAUUUAUCUCGUCAAGCUCUGUCUAAUCAAUAUUUUCAUACAAGUCAGCACGCCAUUCAACGGUUUUCAGAGUUGAAUACACAGUCGCUUCCGUGGCAAUCGCUGGAUAUGGAAAUCCAAAAACUAAAAUUGUAUUGGCUGCAGGGUGAUCAAGCUUUAGCAAUCGGGUUACUGAAAGAUUUGAUUGACAAGAAAAAAACUAUUCUUGCUGUGCCAGUCAAAGAAAACCGUAAUGCAUAUGCAAGCUUACUUUGCUUACUUGGAGAUUGGUCAUCACAAAAUCAAUCCCAAACGCCACAAAAUAUUGUCAGAAAGUACUUGCUACCCGCUUCUGACAUCCGUAGUCAGAUUGAUAGUAUUUCAGCUUAUACAACCUCAACCACACACGCUAGCGAGUAUUAUCAGUUGGCACGGUUUUGCGAUCAAAUUUUACACGAAAUGGAAUCAGAUGAUACACAUAUCCGUGCAAAUCAGGUGUUGCAAGAUCGACAAGAGGAGCUACGUCAGUAUAUAACCGUAGAGUCCACAACACACACAAAACAUGAACGAAUUAGUAUUGAUCGCGCCAAAACCAAACUUGUAAAGCAGAUUGAUAUUGAUCAAGCAGAGGCGAAUCGCUACAAUCGCGAAAUGUCCGUUUAUCUUAAGCUUAGUGUACAAAACUACAUGAAAGCGCUAACGUACUCCACUCAGCAUUCUGAAGAAACCGUGUUUCGAUUCUGUUCAUUGUGGUUCUCUCAUUCUACCAAUACAAGUUUACAAGAAACAAUCGCUAAAAAAGUUGAUACUUUGCCUACACACAAGUUUUUGGUUUUGAUGUAUCAAAUAUCUGCUCGAUUGAUGUCAUCAACACCGUCCGCUUAUACUGAAUCGACAAAUCAACAUAAUCAAACUGUUGAUAAAGAAGUACGAUUUUGUCAAGUGUUGGAAAUACUCAUUAUCAGAAUUAUCAAAGAGUAUCCAUAUCACUCCCUGCCACAUCUUAUUGCCUUUAAAAACGGUGCUGAUGGCAAGUCGAACCCAUCACAUCACACUUUAAAAAAUGGUGCGCUAGGCAUAAACCAUAGCGAAAACGAGUGUCAGCAACCCAUCAACUCUGCACAAAAGAUUUUGGAUGUCAUUACGGCUGAUAAAUCUCUGCAAACAUCAACCAAACAAGCAAGCCUAAAUAGUAUUAUAUUAAGCUUGGAUGGCUUAUUUAAUCUAUAUAUGCAAGUUGCAGAGCUCAAGCAUGAUAAAAAGACGGCAAAACCAAACAAGCAGAAUAAGAAUUCUAAAGGAUACUUGUUUGAAUCUGCAUUGCUUAUAUCCAAGUAUACAGAAAAUUCGAGUGUUCCUAUUUUGACAUUGGAACAAUCUAUUGGAACUCCUGGCGAUUGGAGCAAUAUUGUGCAUGUUUUCAAGUUUGAAAAAUCGUAUACACUCCCAGGCGGCAUCAACGCUCCAAAGGUGAUCAAAUGUAUAGGUAAUAAUGGUAAAGAAUACCAACAGCUGGUUAAAGGAAACGAAGAUUUGAGACAAGAUGCAGUUUUGUCGUCCAUUUUCAGCAUGGUUAAUGUACUUUUACUAAAGAAGUUUGAGUCGCGUAAGCGUAAGCUGAACAUUCGCACAUACAAAAUCACCCCAAUGUCCCCACAGACAGGAGUAAUUGAAUGGGUAAAUGGAACUGUGCCUAUUGGAACCAUUUUGGUUGAUGCACAUCAACGAUAUAGACCAACAGAUUUAACCACAAGCGAUUGCCGCCAAUUGAUGAUGAAAGAACAUGAACGAGUGGGAUCAGACUCUGCAUCAAAACUUGCUGUAUAUCAGACAAUCAUGAAUCAGUUCAAGCCUGUGUUUUCGCAAGUACUAUUGGAACGGUUUACAGACGCACGAGAGUGGCUGCAAUGUCGAACACGAUACACACGUAGUGUAGCUGCAAAUUCAAUGGCAGGAUAUAUUGUUGGCGUUGGAGAUCGCCACGCACAAAAUAUUUUAUUUGAUUGUCAGACUGCAGAGGUUGUACAUAUUGAUCUGGGGAUUGCAUUUGAUCAGGGAAAGCUGCUGUCUAUUCCCGAACUGGUACCAUUUCGACUGACUCGAGAUAUGGUGGACUGUAUGGGAAUGACAGGAAUAGAAGGGGUAUUUAGAAAAGGAUGCGAGGAAACCUUGCGAGUUUUAAGGCAGGAAUCAUCAGCGAUAUCGAUGCUGCUAGAUGUGUUUCUACACGAUCCGCUGUACAAUUGGAAGAUAUCACCGCUAAAGCUAAAGCGAUUGCAAAAAAAAUCGACAGUAGGGUCGACAGAAAAUGAAGUGAUUGAGCAAAUAUCAACAAAAUCAUCGAAAAUCAUUAGAUCCGCAGGCAUUGUUCACAAGGAAGAAACGCGAGGCAGAGAAGAGGCUGCACGAGCCAUCUUUGGAGUGCAUAAGAAACUAUCGAGUACACUUGGACUAGAAUGCCAAGUAUCGCAACUCAUUAGUACGGCAGUCGAUGCAAAUAAUUUAAGCAGAAUGUUUCCAGGAUGGUAA